AUGAAAAUAUGGAUAUAUCCCACAGGAGAUUUACAAGUUGUGGCAGCCGCUGGCAAAACUGAACUGCGCAUGCGCACAAAUGGAACGAAGUUUGAUGACGGCCGAUUACACACCGUCCGAAUGAACAGGGUGCACAAACAGCUCUCGCAUAAUGAUUUAGCCAAAAGAAAAGAAACCUUUAAACUAUAUUAUUCGCAAUACUGCAAGAGUUUAAAACACCUUAUGUUAUAUUCAAGCGACAAAUCUUAAAUAAUCCUCUUUGUCGCUGGUACUCUGAGAUGGGACUUGAAUCCAUGAGCUUUUGCAAUCUGGGCGACUGAUCCAACCACUGAGCUACCCCGGAUCUAACAGAACUGAAGAAUUUUUCAAGCAAUUGUUACUUUUUCGCUGCUGCAGAACAUAUUUCAUCUAUGUUCAUGUAAUCCACCUAAACAGCCGAAAGAAAUAUUUUUACAAAUCGAGUCCCAUCUCAGAGUGCCAGCACGUGUAGCAUGACAAACUCGAGAAACGCUUUGUCUACACCAAAAUGUCACUUUCUCGGGUCGAGAGUGAGAAGUUGUAUGAGCGCACCCGAGAAAAGUGACAUUUGAGUGUAGACAAAACGUUCUCGAGUUCGUCAUGCUACCCGUGCUAGUACAAAGUGGAUUUUUUAAAAUAUUUUUCAUUGAGAAUAUUUUUCAGUAUACCAUUGUAAAUGCAAAAUUGAUCAAAUACAAUAACAUGCAUAAUAUGUUCGAUUUAAUGAGGUACUUAUGGCAUUGCGUAUAGCUAGAGUUGUGGGUGGACGACGUGCGCGUGUCGCACGGCGCGCUGGCGGGCGGGGCGAUGCGCGCGCGCCCGCGGGGACUGUUCGUCGGCGGGAUCAACGCUACGCUCAAUGUGAACACUUCCUUCCCAACUGCGGGAUUCACUGGCACCGUGGCCGAUGUCAUCGUUGAUUCUCAGUAAGUAAAAACUUCUUAGCGAACUAUUUUGUUUGAAACCCCUAUUACGAGAGUGCUUAAAGAUUUCUAACCCGCCAUGUCGGGCCGUCCGAUAUACUAGAUUUGAAAUUGUUGUAACUGAACUAACCUAACUAAGUCAUCUAAACUAAAUUUGAUUCCAUCGGUUGAGGAUAAGUCCUUAAAAUAGAAGUAUAGGAAGCUAUUAAUUACAUUUUUUACGGUAACAAAUAAUCUUUCAAUCGCAGGGCGAACAAUAGUGGGCUUCGAGACGGCGGUGGCGUGGACGGGCGCGCAGCUGGGGCGCGCGGAGGGGGGCGACAGCGCACGCGCGGGGGCCGACCCGCCCCGCCCCCUGCACGCCGCGCCCGACGACGCCGCGCCCUGCACUAAGAGUCCGUCGUACACUGUGGAGGCGGGGGCGGUUAAGUUCGGUGACGCAGCGCACAGUCACGCGGCGCUGCGGCUGCCGGCGCGCGCUCGCACGCUGCAGCUCUCGCUACAGUACCGCACCUUCCGCACCGAUGGACUGCUGCUGCUAGCGCCGGUAUUACACAUAUACACUACAGGUCCAAAGACAAAACCGAAGCAUUACUUAGCGCUAAUGAUCCGAGACGGCAAAUUGAAGCUCGUGGUGCGCGGACGCAAGCGAAGAGAACUCGCUCUGGACGCUUUCGUCGCCGACGGCACUUGGAGAUCGUCGGCGCGGGCGCCGGGCCCCCCGCCGCGCGCGCACCGCCUCUACGUGGGCGGCGCGCCCCCGCCCCCCGCCGCACGCAUGCUGCCGCCCGCUAUCAGUCGCGUGGGCGGGUUCGUGGGGUGCGUGCGGCGCGUGUCGGUCAACAACCGCGCCGAGGACCUGGUGCGGGACGCGCGCGACCACCACGCGGUCGGACAGUGCUUCCCCGACGUGGAACAGGCUGCAUACUUCGCAGGUGAUGCGUACGCGGCGGUAAACGGUGUGGAAGAGAGCGCGGAGGUGCGGAUUAAAUUCCGCAGUUCGGCGCCGCGCGGCAUACUGCUCGCCGCUGAAGGGUUACUGCUGGAAUUGCGAGAUGGAAAGGUGGUGUUGACGCGAUACUCGGAGGGGUCGGAGACGGGGCGUGCGGAGUCUUGGGGCGCGGGGGGCGAAGAGGGCGCGGGGGGCGCGGGGGCGCGCGCGGUGUGCGACGGGCGCUGGCACGUGGCGGGCGUGCGCGGCGCCGCGCUGUCCGUGGACCGGCUGCCCCCCGCGCGCCUCACGCCCGCGCUGCUGCACGACGCCGCGCCCGCGCCGCCGCGCCUGCUCUACGUGGCCGGCGCACCAGAAGGCACGGCUGACCUGCCGGACGGUGGACGGGAGAACUUCAAGGGUUGUAUAGCCGAGGUGUGGGUGGGGGGUCGCGCCGUCUCCUGGAGCGAGAUGAAGACGCACAACGUGCUGCUGGACUCCUGCCCCAAGCGGUGACGGUGACCGAGAUCCCACCAUAGAGCUCGCCGAUCAUACCAACGUUAUUGAUAACGAACUCCAAUGCGAGCUCACUUAGCUACUGAAGUUAAUGUGUUACAGAGAUUGCUACUCUGUUGAAGUGGAUACAGAGCGGAAUUUAAAUUGACCGAAAUUGAUCCUAAUCUCCUCUAUCGACUCCGCUUUAUUCAGUUUUACUUAAUUGAUAUUAAACUCUAUUAGCACUGGCGAUGGCGAUUAUUCCACCGACAAGAGUGGAAAAAUAAUCUAGAGACAAAGAAUUAUGCGAGUGAAAAUUACAGGCAUCUGUACUGCCAACUUCAAUUACAUUCAUAAGCACACAGGUACAACUAGAUAUGAAAACAGUUUUAUUUAAUGAAUGGAAACAUAGUUUAAGACUAUUCUACGUGAUUUAUUUAUAACACAUGUACUACAAUGGUAUUAUCCAUUUCUGCAAAUCAAAUUUACUAAACUCACGAUAGAUAUCACUGAUCUUAAUUAUGCCUGGCUGAUAUUAAAUCAUUUGACCUACAAUCGCAAUGGAAACGUUGCUUAAAAUAAUUUUUAUAACGUUAUAUA
This is a messenger RNA of Diatraea saccharalis (sugarcane borer), 2967 nucleotides long. The record is from the annotation of a GenBank genome assembly. Lineage: Eukaryota; Metazoa; Arthropoda; Insecta; Lepidoptera; Crambidae.